AAUCGAUUUAUUGGGAUGGGGAAACCCCCCGUGGGGCAGGGAGCUGCUGCACUGCGAUUGGUUUCCUCACCAAUUAGCGGCUAUAAAGCGGGUUGGUGCUCAGGGGCGGGCACAGAUUCAGGCAGCGCGAUGGGACAUUGGUUGGUUUGGUGUCUGUACCUUUGGGCCGCUCGGCCCUUCCUGGUCUCUGCUGUGUGUCCUCCGGAGCCGGGCUGGAGGCUGCCGUGUGGCCUGGCCACUAUCAACAGCACUGAGUGCAUCAAGCAGGGCUGCUGCUUUCAGUCCCCGAGUCUCAGUGGGCAAUCCUGUUUCUACAACCUGAGAGACAGCCCAGUGUGCACAGCAGAUGGCCAGUUCAUUGUAGCGAUCACCAGGAACCUGACCCGUCCUGCCCUCAACCUGUCCUCUCUGUACGUGAAAGAUGGACAUGAAGCUGAGUGCAGGCCUAAGCUCGUCACAGCAGAACUUGUAGCCUUCCGCUUCCCAAUUACCUCUUGUGGCUCGACCCAAUGGGAGGAGAAUGGGAGCUUUGUGUAUGAAACAGAUGUCUUGGGGAAGAGGAUGAUUCAGACGGGGCCACUGGGCUCAAUAACCCGGGACAGCACCUUCAGACUGCACAUCCAGUGCAAGUACAAGGGGGAGCAUGAGGCAGGCUUACAAAUCAAUGUCUCAGUUUACACCCUCCCUCCACCACUAGCGGCUUCUGAAGAUGGGAUCCUGAGGCUGGAGCUGCGAAUAGCAACAGAUGGCAGUUACAGCUGGUGGUACAGGGACAGUGACUACCCCAUUCAGAGAAUCCUUCAGGAGUCGGUGUUUGUUGAGGUUCGUGUGAAGGAUCGCACUGACCCAAUGAUAGUCCUGAGAUUGCGUGACUGCUGGGCAACUCCUGUGCCAGCCCCUGACCAUGAGGUGCAGUGGAGUCUCCUGGUGGAUGGGUGUCCCUAUGAAGGUGAUGACUAUCUGACCCUCCUACACCCAGUAGGUGUCUCUUCUGGCCUACAGUUCCCAACCCACCACAAGCGGUUUGAAGUGAAGACGUUUGUUUUCUUGGAUGGAGUGUCUGAGCAGCCCCUCUCUGGACAGGUUUACUUGCACUGCAGCGCUGAGGUUUGCUCUCCCUCUGCUCUGGAUGAAUGUACACCCAGAUGUGGUCCAAGGCAGCGCAGGAGUACCCAUGACCAUGAGGGGACAGUAGUGAAUGCACCUGGCCCAAUCUUCCUAGGAGGGAGCAGUUACACUGCAAAGAAACAACUUGAAGCAAAUGAUGUUGCUGGGACCCCCUGGGUUUUGCAUGGAGCAGCUAUUGGCCUCCUGAUAGUGUCUCUAUCCCUGCUGGUAGUGAUGGUUGCAAUGUACAUGAGACCAAGAGCUGUUGCUGUUUCUCCAUGUGAUGAAUUGUAAACCCUGAACAAAUAAAUCUGGGGAAAUGUG
This is a messenger RNA of Chiloscyllium plagiosum (whitespotted bambooshark), 1431 nucleotides long. NCBI's taxonomy places the organism in Eukaryota, Metazoa, Chordata, Chondrichthyes, Orectolobiformes, Hemiscylliidae. The record is from RefSeq and is a predicted model, not a curated record.